Haliotis rufescens (red abalone) is the source of this 1291-nucleotide messenger RNA. RefSeq names its product sodium-coupled monocarboxylate transporter 2-like. Gene Ontology annotation, molecular function: symporter activity. The record is from RefSeq and is a predicted model, not a curated record. The transcript is spliced from 11 exons. Gene Ontology annotation, cellular component: membrane. Bases 14 to 1291 code for a protein of 425 amino acids. Gene Ontology annotation, biological process: sodium ion transport; transmembrane transport. Lineage: Eukaryota; Metazoa; Mollusca; Gastropoda; Lepetellida; Haliotidae.
AGCAGGGACGGCAAUGACGGAGCGCUACAGCUUCAACAGCGGAACAAAGAACACCCUCCACUGGGAGGACUAUGUUGUGUUUGGAGGUACACUUGUCAUCCCUGCCGGGAUUGGCCUCUACCAUGCGAUCAAGGACAGGAAGAAAAACAGCCCGUCAGAGUUUCUGGUUGGAAACCGUCAGAUGGGCACUAUCCCUGUAGCUUUGUCCGUGACGGUGUCCUUUAUGUCAGCGUUGACGUUGCUUGGGAUGCCUGCCGAAGUCUACAACUACGACACGAUGCUCUGGUGGCUUGCCCUCGGCAUGGUAAUGGCCGUGGCUGGAGCAGCGCAUCUCUUUCUGCCUUUUCUGUACAGGCUUGGGGUAACCAGCGUCUAUGAGUACCUCGAACUGAGAUUUGGGAAGCGAGUUCGGAUACUGGCAUCUCUUAACUGGAUUAUUCAAGUGCUGAUGUACAUGGCCUUUGUACUUUUUGCCCCAUCACUGGCGCUUUAUUCAGUAACUGGUCUGGACUUACGGCUGUCAAUCUCUUCUGUUGGAAUAUUAGUGACCUUCUACACAGCUCUGGGAGGGAUGAAGACAGUGUUAUGGACGGACAGUCUACAGACAAUCAUCAUGGUUCUUGGGCUCAUCUCUCUGCUGGUUCAGGGAUCCCUGGUAGUGGGAGGAUUCUCUAAGGCCUGGGAAACUGCAAGGGAGAGGACCCGCCUACGAUUCUUUGAUUUCAACCCCAGCCCGGGGGUGCGGCAUUCGGUGUGGUCUUUGGUUGUGGGUGGAGGAAUCACGUGGAUGUCCUAUCUGGGGGUUAACCAAGUGCAGAUUCAGAGACUCAUGUCCUGUCCUACCCUCAGAAAGGCGAAAACAGCGCUGUGGUUGAGUUCUAUAGGCCUUGUAGUCAUUGUGACUUUGUGCAUACUGAUAGGGGUGCUCAUACACGCAUUCUACAAGGACUGUGACCCAUUAAAGUUCAAUGACCUCAUAUCUAGUUCUGAUCAGUUACUUCCACUGUUUGCAAUGGACAUAUUCGCAACCACCCCUGCUCUACCAGGCAUUUUUCUAGCAUGCAUUUUCAGCGGGAGCUUAAGCACGCUGUCGUCGGGUCUAAACGCCGUUGCUGCAGUCAUUUUGGAGGACUACAUCCGGCCCUACUGCUGCAUCACCAUCACCGACUUCAGGGCCACUGUCGUCUCGAAAUGUCUUGUGAUCCUUUUUGGAGCAUUGAGUCUGGCUUUGGCGUACGUUGUUUCAUCUUUGGGAAAUAUUUUUCAGGGCAUGGCCUUGAGAGUAGUUUGA